AUGAGUACUAGCUUAAAGUUAGGUCGUGAUCCUUCUCGUAAGAGUGUAGAUCGUUCCCUAUAUUGUAGCAUGAUAGGUAGUCUUCUCUAUCUCACAGCUACUAGGCCUGACAUUGCCUUUAGUGUAGGAAUGUGUGCUCGCUUUCAGGCAGAUCCAAAAGAGUCACACCUAAGCUCUGUUAGACGCAUAAUCAGGUAUAUCAAUGGUACAGUGGAUCUAGGGAUAUUCUAUUCUAGGAAUUCCAAUCUUGAUUUGGCUGGAUACUCCGAUGUCGAUUGGGCCAGAAAUGCAGAUGAUAGGAAAAGUACGACUGGGGGUUGUUUUUACAUGGGUAGCAAUCUCGUAGCCUGGCUAAGUAAGAAACAAAAUUCAAUUUCUUUAUCCACGGCAGAGGCCGAAUACAUAGCUGCAGGGAGUUGCUGUACUCAGCUUCUCUGGAUGAAACAAAUGCUUAGUGAUUAUGGGAUUAGUCAAGGGACAAUGACUGUUUUCUGUGAUAAUACGACACACACUGUAGUCCUGUAUGUGAGUCUUGACCGCUUGGGUGAGACUUGGGAUGGUGAUCUUCUACGCUUAGGAAUGGCCCGUAAGCGAUCACGUCCCUCUUCCCAGCCGGCUAGUGGUUCGACCUCUUACAGUCGAUCGAGGUUCAUUUCUGCUACAGCCCAGGAGGUCUUCCUUCCCAGUUCUCCUUAUGCCCCGUUCUCGUGGAGUUUGAGAUAA
Molecule: messenger RNA, 723 nt
Organism: Olea europaea var. sylvestris
Lineage: Eukaryota; Viridiplantae; Streptophyta; Magnoliopsida; Lamiales; Oleaceae
Exons: 3
Coding region: 1-723 (240 amino acids)
Source: RefSeq, a predicted model, not a curated record